GAACUUCCCAUUGCCCAAAAAUUUGGUGGUGCUUCUGUGUACGGUUUUGCUCAAUAGAUGGCUGCACCUUGAUCCAGUCUAUUUCGGUGCACCGCGUGGAUGGAAAAAACCUUACGCUAAAAGGCGGCACAUUCACGCCAGUUGCAGGGACGCUCGUUUGUUCCCAAAAAUGCCCUCAGCGCGAAACGACGAGAAGGUGUGGGGUUGCUGAGCUGAAUAAAGUGUGUGCAUUGCCGCUCAGAAAUAAAAGCCGGACGUACUUGCGAAGCCCUCUCCGAAAAUCCCACAUUCCUACUUUCACAAACCCUACACGAAACUAACGCAACAUGAAGCUCUUCACUUCUGUCACCGUCGCGUUGGCCGUGCUCGCUCGCGUGAGCGCUCAGGAUCCCAGCAGCACCGAUGACUCCAGCACGGCCAGCAGUACUGGCACGAGCCCGGCAACCGGCGUUGCAUCCAAUGCAACUGGAACCGCUACCGGAACCUCCGCGGCUACAAGCACCCCCGCCAUCAUCUCUGGCGGCAGCAAUUCGACCGGGACGAACUCGACUGGAACCAACUCUACUGCGACUGCAGGCAACUCUACCAUCAGCAACCCGCUCGCUGGUUUCAACAUCUCGGCCACUACUAUCAAUCCCGCCCUCAGCAAGGCUUGCACGGACUCGUUCCUCCCGCAGCUUACCUUCUUGCUCGACCCAUGCGGCCUGACUCCGAUCAUCGGCGAGCUCGCGGCCAUCGGUAUGGCCAAUACAACCGUCACUACCACCGUCGCUGUUGGGGUGAUCGACAAGAUCCUCAGCGACAAGGUCCUCACCGGCUUCUGCAGCGACGCUUGCACGAAAGCAGUCACAUCAGCCGGCAGCGCCAUCGCCACUGCCUGCGGCACGACCCCAUUGAUCGUCUCGAACAGCACCGUCCCCUCUCAAUUGUCGCCCGCGUUGGCCAUCACAGCCGGCGACCUUGCUCCUACCAUCAACUUCGCGCGUCAGGGAGCGUGUGUUAAAGAUGCCGGAGCCUUCUGUGUCAUUAGUCAGUGGACGCAGCUCAAGCCAUUGGUAGCGACCAACGCCACGUUGACCGUCCCGCAGGCGUCCGCCUUCAUAUGCACGCCUUGCGUCGCCAAGGAGAGGGAUGCGUGGACCGCUGCGACCGGGUUGCCUGCUAGCUUGAAGACUCCGGUUUCGGAUGCCUUGGCUGAACUGAACAAGUCGUUGAGCGCUUGCCCCGCUGGUUCGUUGGUUUCUAAAGAUGCGGGGGUCGGUAGCCACGCUUCGCAGAUGGCGUCCGGUGCUGCUGCGGCCCUUGCUGGAGCCGUUGGGCUCGCUGUUGGGCUCGUUGGUUAGGGGAUAUUUACAUUGCGCAUAGCGAGGAGUUGCGGGUUUUAGAUUUGAUUUUGCUCUGUUGCCUAUGGCUUUCUACACGGAAAUAUACUCUUGAUGAUUCUGACAUGGACUCUAUAUCUCAUGUUGGCCGGAGUUUCCGUGACAAAUGACGGG
Molecule: messenger RNA, 1496 nt
Organism: Fimicolochytrium jonesii
Lineage: Eukaryota; Fungi; Chytridiomycota; Chytridiomycetes; Spizellomycetales; Powellomycetaceae
Exons: 2
Coding region: 327-1343 (338 amino acids)
Source: RefSeq, a predicted model, not a curated record